CCAGAAUGAUCAGCGGUUGAAAGCAGGGUGGGCUAUUAGUGCUGAACUGUUUUUUUUCCCCCCUAAGCCCAAAUGUGGACUUCAUUACAGCAUGUGGCAAACUAAUAAAAUGAAUGUAACAGAAGAAAUACAUUAGCAGGCGGCUCGCUGUGAGGGUUCUUCAGACGGACUGUCCUAGUUUUCGUAGUAAGUGUCCUGUGGAACCCAUGAACGAGGAACGAGGAAUGAGGGUAGAACGGGAAGUGCCAGUGUUGUUCAUACAGAUUGCUGCAUAAAGAAAGGGCAGAGGCAUGGCUCUGCGGGUGUCUCCCUUUCCUAAUGGCUUUGUUGCAGGCCUCCAUGCUGUGGGAUGGGCAUUCAUCCUGCCUUGUUUCUGGUUUCUUGAUCGCCUCAUUGCUGUGUGCAAGUCCACCACCCUGGAGAAAACGCAGCGACUGGAGCAGGAAUGCUACCUCCACCCCCUCAAGGUCUUCUUUGGCUCCAUUAUUUUCUUCAUUCUUUUUCUUGCCACAGCCCCCUUGGCCCUCCUGGGAUUUCUGCUCUGGGCUCCUCUUCAGGGCUGCCGCAGACCCUUUAACUACCACAGGGAGACGCCAUCCUCACCAGAAACAGAGACACACAGGGGCUUUGAGCUGGUAGGAAAGGCCUCAUUUGGCUUUGCCACAGCCAACUUGUGUCUUUUGCCUGAUAGCUUGGCUCGCUUUAACAACCUGGGGCACACCCAGCACAGGGCAGCUGCCAUUGGUCAGCGCAUUCUGCAAGGUGUGUGUCGACCCCAUAUCCGCAUCUUUGUUGACUCGCCCAGCAGCUGUGGUACUCUCAGCCCCUCCAGCAGCAUACUCCCCACAGUUAACUCAUCUACUUACGGGGCUACAGAUAGACAGGGCCAGCCCCCAGUGAGUCACCAUUCAGACCCAGCUGAAGGACAUGUUUCAGUCCCAAAGUCCAACACUCAGGUGGUUUGUGUGCCCUGUGAUGACACAGAAGAUCCCUCGACUGAGACACCCUCUCCCCUCCUCAAUUGCAACCAGAACUCCAACCAGCAGGGCCGAGCGGGUCACCGGAGGAGUGCACCCCGAGCUUUACUCUCCCAGGGUCUCCGCCAGCAUGACGAUGUACCAUGGGAGGUAUCGUCAUUGUUUCCAGCUAAUUUGGAUAUCCUGUGCCUAGAGGAGGUGUUUGAUAAGAGGGCUGCACAGAAACUCACCCAAGCACUAAGACCCAUGUUUGGCCACAUAUUGUAUGACAUUGGUGUGUAUGCUUGCCACCCACCAUGCAGAUGUUCCUCUUUCAAGUUCUUCAACAGCGGCCUGUUUGUAGCUAGCCGAUUCCCGGUGCUCAAGGCCCAGUACCACUGCUUUCCCAACAGUCGUGGGGAAGAUGCACUGGCUGCUAAAGGCCUCCUUUCUGCUAAGGUGCUAAUCGGGCAGAAUCAGAAACAGAAGAAAGUGGUUGGCUAUUUUAACUGCACACACCUUCAUGCACCGGAGGGUGAAGGGGAAAUUCGCUGUGAGCAGUUGGACAUGGUAACCAAGUGGAUUGGUGAUUUUCAAGCUGCCAACAGACAGCCUGAUGAGGAUGUUGUUUUUGAUGUGCUCUGUGGUGAUUUCAACUUUGACAACUGCUCACCUGAUGACACCCUGGAACAGAAUCAUUGUCUGUUUGAGGAAUACAGAGAUCCUUGCAGGGCAGGGCCUGGAAAAGAGAAGCCCUGGGUUAUUGGUACUCUACUGGAACAGCCCACAUUGUAUGAAGAUGACGUAAAUACCCCAGACAGUCUACAAAGAACUUUGGAAACAGAAGAGCUAAGAAAGAAGUAUGUCUCCCCUCCUGUUCCUGCACAGGGCUGUCCACUGGUUUACCCUGAGACUGGCCAGUCGUGGGUGGGACGUCGGAUUGACUAUAUCCUGUAUCGCGAAAACUCUAUUUCAAAACACUGCCGAACAGAAAUUGAAGAGGUGACGUUUAUAACCCAGCUGGCUGGCCUCACGGACCAUAUUCCUGUGGGUUUGAGACUGAAUGUAUUAAUGGACUCUGACUGUGCUGAUGAAUGAGGACUAAUGUGAGCACAGCUUUACUUUUGAACAAAGGGAACAAAAUGUACAAAAAUGUACAUUGCUCUAAUCUAUACAGGCACGAUAAUGUUUUGUUUACAUACUUGAAUUUGUAAUUUCAAUGACAAUGUACUGACCAAUGAGAUUUUACCUCAGGUGGAAUUUAAUAUGGAUUUAUUGAAAUUUUAUAAUGUAUACAGUUUUAUGCAUUAAAGCUUGUUCAGGCCAGAGGUAUUGAUUUUGUAAAACACUAUAUUUUUAGGAUUUUUCAUUCAGAAUUUUUUCCUACAGAAAUAAAUGCAAAGAAUGAAUUUUA
Molecule: messenger RNA, 2370 nt
Organism: Toxotes jaculatrix (banded archerfish)
Lineage: Eukaryota; Metazoa; Chordata; Actinopteri; Toxotidae
Gene: smpd5
Product: sphingomyelin phosphodiesterase 5
Exons: 8
Coding region: 291-2054 (587 amino acids)
Biological process (GO): sphingomyelin metabolic process
Cellular component (GO): extracellular region; cytoplasm
Molecular function (GO): sphingomyelin phosphodiesterase activity
Source: RefSeq, a predicted model, not a curated record